Messenger RNA from Amphibalanus amphitrite, 2848 nucleotides. RefSeq lists its product as uncharacterized. The transcript is spliced from 12 exons. The record is from RefSeq and is a predicted model, not a curated record. Bases 26 to 1957 code for a protein of 643 amino acids. Lineage: Eukaryota; Metazoa; Arthropoda; Thecostraca; Balanomorpha; Balanidae.
CAGUGUGUUAGUCAGUUCAGUCGUGAUGGCCGGAAUGAGUGGUGGAGCGCCGCACAGGGCUGAUCGAAUCCUCGGCUGUGGCGUGCUCCUCUCCGGAUGUGUCCUACUCGGAAUCGGGCUAAUCUUGGGACUGGAGUUUCCGCGAUAUGUCAUCGACCAGAAGAUGAAAACUUCCUGCGUGACAGGAGCCGACACACAACACUACAGGGACUGGCUCUCCAGUUAUAACUCGACAGGCGUGUCCCUCCUGACCAUUUGGCCUGCCAACGCGAAAUCAGGCUUAGGAAGGACCCCACCUGGGAAUCGCAAGAGGUUUGGCCCGUACGUGUUCACCAGUGACGAGAGGAAAGUGGAUCUCUCUGGCCGUGAUGGGCUGCUCCUGUUCAGAGUGUACUCACAAUAUCGGUUUGACGAGGACGGGACACGACGCCACUGUGCUACCUGCCAUGACCACGACGAGGUCACGGUGGUCAGCACGGUACGUCAGCAGUUGCUGGCUCCGUUCGCCGGAUCCGAGGCGGUCUACCUACGAAGGCACAUCGCUGCCAUGGCACGUGCGCUGCUACACUCGCGGUCAACUCGACAGGUGUCUCGUCCUGCCGUCCCACCGGCGCGAGGAGCCCCAACCGACCGACCGACGUCCGUGAGUCUGCUGACCUGCAGACUGGUGGCGUUGGACUCCAAACUGCUGCGGCUGGCGCCUCCCGAGCUGCUGGUACCAGCACUGCGGCUGCUGGAGGAGCCAGCGGGAGUGGUGCGGGCCCCGCUCACUGACAGAGUGUGUGAUGAGGUGUGGAAGAGAGUGCUGAGGGAGGCGGUUGUGACGGAGGAGUGGUGUAAGGAGUACAGGACGGGGGAGGCCGCACACUGUGAUGUGUGGUUCUUCGUGGAGCGUCACAGCCGGCUGAAUGAGACGCAGAGAGGGAGGGUGGCGAAUGUCACCGUUCAGCUGCUCUGCUGCCACUCCAACUACUCUCAGGUGGGCAGGAGUUCACCAUCAGCUCUGCUCAGUCUAGUUCUCCAACUAGCGCCGCGGCUUCAGCAGGCGGUGGCUGACGUCUCCAGUCUGAACCUGCUAACAAACACCCUGCGCGGCCCCGUCAGUCAGAUGGCGCUGGGUUUCCGCCUGCGCACGGCCCUGUUCACCAACAACAGCGUCAGUUGCUGGGACCUGCCCGAGAGGACAGUGCUGGAGGACGGCUGGAUAUCCGGGGCACUACGGCACCACGAGUCCGAACAACACAGUCGGAGACACGCCUCGCUGCGCAGCCUGUCCACCUGUCUCUACAACAGGUCCAAGGAGAGCAACCUGCUCUGGCACGACCGGGUGACGGUGUCGGGCCGGCGACUGCCUCGGCACACAGCCGGCUUCAGCAGCUCUCUUCCUCCGGCCACUCACGUGACGGCCUGUGGUCGGAGCGCCACGACCGCCGACGCUGCGGCUAUCUACGAGCCGCGUGUGUGGCGUCCCCUGCAGUAUGUCCGCUCCGGACGCAGCGCCUCGCUGGGGCAGGUGGCUCUGAUGGAGCUCACAGCGCCAGAGUCCAACGCUUCGCUGCACGAUAUGCGGGACGUAUCCGAGUUCGCCGAGUGGAUUCAACUGGGACCACUUGAUCAGCAACAGCACCAAUCACUGAGCGAAUAUAUCCCAAAGGUUCUGGUGGAGCCUCUAUCAGGACACAUCUGGUCACGGAGCAUUACUUGGACGUCAUACACGGGCCAGAACGCCUCUUCAUUGGCGCCACUCUGGACAGUGACGCAACACUGGCAGGUCUCUGAUGACGUCAUCACUCGACAUCGCUGGCAGUCGAUUGUUAUUUUGGAGGUCGGCUGUGCGGGGCUGGUCACCUGUAGUCUGGUGGGCGGUCUGGCGGUGCUGGCUGGCUACCUGGUCUUCCUCGGCUUCAUAUCGUGUCGCGGCAGCGCGGUGGCUCCCCUGAUGUCGACCCAUCGCUGACUGGAGCGUCUAACAGCAAGCUGAGUCAUCAGGUCGUGGAGAGCUUGGUGAUCGGUUUCUGGAUUCUAAGUGUUUCUUGUUUUACAUACCUGUUGACGCCGAGAGAUGACUCGUGGCUGUUGAUUAGAAUGAGAAAUGAGCAACGUGCCAAAAAGGAGAAAUGAAUUGUUCCAAGUUGGACCGUGGCAGGUGCCAGCUGUAACGUAUUUUAUUGUAUCCUGCACUUCUCCGUCCAUGUUCGAACUAACUUACAGAGAGAGUAUCGGUCUCAUUGCUCCGCAAGAUGCAAUUGUUUGACAAUAUCUAUUUGCGGGCGUAAGGCUAUCCUGAAUCGAUUCCGGUAUUUUAUCGCACACAACGGAUAAAAUAUGUACACGAGUCCAUAUCUCUACGGUGGUGAAAGCACAGUUUGUUAUCUCGCUUCCAAUACCCGAUCGUUUUGAUCUCGUAUUCUACGACCCUUUUGUGGAGGUGCCGGGUAACAGCGCUACGAAAAAGGAGUGUUCCACUAGCUUCUACAUAAAAGGCCUCAAACGGGCAUGGACUCUGAAGGCUAUACGCAUACCGCAUCAAUGUUCUAUGUGGAUGUUGCACCCAUUCUGGGAAUGGGUAAUCUGUAUCUUCCGUCCAUGUCAUUCCGUCCAUUUGUAUGGGAGUGUUCUGCUACAACACAGAUUCGUCACUGGACAUCUCCGAGUAUGCAUGUCUGCCGUAUGUCGCAUCGCCUGUGACAUAGGUAUGUCAACAAAAGCGCGGCAACUGUAAAAGGAACGCCAUUGUCUGUGAAGAUACAUCUGGGUGUGUUAUGUAAGUGCAGCUGUUCAUGCUUUGAAUGUGGAAUGUGCCAAAGAGUGAGGUAAUAAAAGUAUCCAUUUGAAUGAAUCCAGGCCA